Molecule: messenger RNA, 1959 nt
Organism: Sander lucioperca (pikeperch)
Lineage: Eukaryota; Metazoa; Chordata; Actinopteri; Perciformes; Percidae
Gene: eslec
Product: neurocan core protein
Exons: 7
Coding region: 1-1041 (346 amino acids)
Biological process (GO): cell-matrix adhesion
Cellular component (GO): basement membrane
Source: RefSeq, a predicted model, not a curated record
AUGUAUGGCUACUUUAUAGUCUACUACAUUUCAGAUACAAAUACUGUACUUUACUCAGGCCUCUGCGAACAAGACAGGAAGCACAGCCAUGACCGCAUUGGAGAGUUCAUCCCACAGUGUGAUGGUAACGGGAACUUCCUCCCGCAGCAGUGCUCUGGGUCCACCGGGUACUGCUGGUGCGUCAAUAUCAUAACGGGGAAAGAGAUACCGAACACGAGGACACCGCCAGGCGUCACACCUGUUCAGUGUGGCCUCUGCGAACAAGAGAGGAAGGACAGCCAUGACCGCAUUGGAGAGUUCGUCCCACAGUGUGACGUCAACGGGAACUUCCUCCCGCAGCAGUGCUCUGGGUCCACCGGGUACUGCUGGUGCGUCAAUAUCAUCACAGGGGAAGAGAUACCGAACACAAGGACACCGCCGGGCGUCACACCUGUUCAGUGUGGCCUCUGCCAGGAACAGAGAAAGAAUAGCCCCAGAGUGCCUGGACAUUUUGUCCCGAAGUGUGACGCAAACGGGAACUUCCUCCCCCAGCAGUGCUCUGGGUCCACCGGGUACUGCUGGUGCGUCAAUGUCAUCACUGGGGUAGAGAUACCAAACACGAGGACACCGCCGGGCGUCACACGUGUUCAGUGUGACGAGAACUCCUGCCCGGAGGAUUGGUCCCGCCUUGGAAAUCGAUGUUUCGCCUUCAUCGACAGCCCGAAGACUUGGUCUGAAGCGGAGGAUUACUGCCUGUUUGAAGGAGGCAACCUGGCGUCGGUCCACAGUAAUGAGGAGAAUAACUUCAUCCAGAUUUUGACCAAAGAAGACACCCAUGAAUUCCCCCUAACCUGGAUCGGUGGCAACGAUUGCAUUCAGUCCGGUUUUUGGAUGUGGACUGACGGCACCAAGUUUAACUACAAAAACUGGUCCAAGCGCUACAACGUGCAAGACAAAAGGAGAACAAUGCACUGUCUGGAGAUGAAUUAUGGAUAUCGCAAGAAGUGGAACGCCGCCUCCUGCAAUGACACUCUCCCUUUUGUUUGUGCCAAGGAGAUCUGACACAUCUGAGGAGACCCGACGAGCCAGAUCUAACAGUCGGAGUAACAUAACCUCACUAUGAUAUGACGCUGUGGGAUGCAGAUCCAUUUACAGGUCCCAAAAACUCUUUGAUUUCUUUCUAGUUAGGGAAGUUUAGCACGAUACACUAUCAAUCCUGUGCCAUGAUGGUUGUUUAAUACACAUUGUGUUCAUGAUAUUAGUGUAUCUUGUGUAAAGCACAAAUUAGUCCCAGCUGACUUGAAGAGGAGGCUCUUCUGUCUGUGUGAGGGAGAUGACAAGAAGUGCAGUUUUGGAAAUUUGUUCUGCGUUUGAACGAGGAUGAAGUAAGAGUGAUGUGAGUGAGCGAAUCAGGGAAGUUAGAAUGGCUGUCAGUGAGCGGAGGAGUCUUUUCUUUAAGAAAAAGCUGAGAUAGGGAUAUUAAUCAAUGAUAUGCAUUAAAAAAAACUCACUUGGGCCUGGCUCCGUUCCGAAAUAAUAUGAUCAAUGACACAGUAAUGUAACGUAAAGUGUCUUCCACUUGUCAGACCAACAAUUAAGUACUGUACUAAGCCAAUAUAAUUAAAAAGUAAUAUAAUCAGAUGGAAAUCUGUUCACAUGGGGAAACCAAAGACUUUUGAACACCUGUUUCUUUAACAUGUAUAUAAGAAACUAACAAUAAAAGAUCAUUGUCACAAAGACCUAGGCACAAUUAAGGAAGGGGAGUGAAGAUGGGGAUUAAGGAUUGAAAUGGUUAAAAGCCAAUUUUAGAUGUAGGAAACAUGAUAUAAGUGUGUGUAAAUGUGUCCAACUAACACCGGCCAAAAUGGUGUAUAAAAACUUACAUUCAGCUGUCUAUCCCUGUAGUCUGUUGAUGUGUCCGGAACAGCUCGGUUUACUUGUAAACAUGUAAUUUUUUCAAAUAAAUCUGCCUUAAGUGAA